AUGAAGAGCACCUACCCCUUAUCCAAAGAAACAGUUAGCAGAUGCAAGGCAAUGUAUUUUAUGAAAAUGGAAAAAGAACUGGCUGCCCUGUUAAUCAAUAAUUAUUCUCUAAAGCACUCUACUUUAUUAGACUCCGGAUCAUUAAUUUAUGUAUUUAAUAAGAAAGAACGUUUUGUUAACUUUAAGAGAGCAACUCCUAGUAACUUCUUAUAG
Molecule: messenger RNA, 213 nt
Organism: Talaromyces stipitatus ATCC 10500
Lineage: Eukaryota; Fungi; Ascomycota; Eurotiomycetes; Eurotiales; Trichocomaceae
Exons: 2
Coding region: 1-213 (70 amino acids)
Source: RefSeq, a predicted model, not a curated record